UGUGUGUGUGUGUGUGUGUGUGUGUGUGUGUGUGUGUGUGUGUGUGUGUGUGUGUGUGUGUGUGUAAAGGAAUGACAGCCUCUCUCUCCAUGAAUAGCCGCAGUGUGGCGGGCUGGUGCGCGGCGAGGCCGCUGAGAGGGCGCGGUGGGCGGGGGGAGAGUUCAGCAUGGCCCGCUCGGAUCAGGUGACCGUGCGGAGGAUCCGGAGCUGCAGCAGCGGCCGCGCGGAGAAUGAGCAGCCCGGGGGAGAAGCGCGGCGGCGGGGAGGACGGAGAGGACGAAGCGCUGGAGUUCAGCUUCUACGACGAGGAUGAUUUUGAAGCUUUUCCGGAGGCGGAGGGAGACUGUGAUCAGGGAGUUCUGGGAUUCAGAGAUCCAUUCAGCGGUGAGGUGAAGCCGCGGAUACUGCUGAUGGGUUUACGGCGCAGCGGGAAGUCCUCCAUACAGAAGGUGGUGUUCCACAAGAUGUCCCCCAACGAGACCCUGUUCCUGGAGAGCACCAAUAAGAUCUGCAGGGAGGACGUGUCCAACAGCUCCUUCGUCAGCUUCCAGAUCUGGGACUUUCCUGGACAGAUCGAUUUCUUCGACCCCACCUUCGACUACGAGAUGAUAUUCCGAGGGACGGGAGCGCUCAUCUUCGUUAUUGACUCUCAGGAUGAUUAUGUGGAAGCUCUGAGCAGACUGCAUCUCACCGUGACUCGAGCGUAUAAAGUGAACCCGGACAUUAACUUCGAGGUGUUCAUUCACAAAGUGGACGGACUUUCUGACGACCACAAGAUCGAGAAACAGAGAGACAUCCACAAACGAGCCAACGACGACCUGGCAGACGCUGGAUUAGAGAGGAUACAUUUAAGCUUCUACCUGACGAGUAUCUACGAUCACUCCAUCUUCGAGGCUUUCAGUAAAGUGGUGCAGAAGCUCAUUCCACAGCUGCCCACCCUGGAGAACCUGCUCAACAUUUUUAUAUCUAACUCCGGGAUCGAGAAGGCGUUCCUGUUCGACGUGGUCAGCAAGAUCUACAUCGCCACAGACAGCAGUCCUGUAGACAUGCAGACGUACGAGCUGUGCUGCGACAUGAUUGAUGUGGUCAUUGACAUCUCCUGUAUCUACGGGUUAAGUGGGGAUGAUGCCGGUUCUCCGUAUGAUAAAGAGUCCAUGGCCAUCAUCCACCUGAACAACACCACGGUGAUGUACCUGAAAGAGGUCACCAAAUUCCUGGCCCUGGUGUGUUUCCUCAGGGAGGAGAGUUUUGAGAGGAAAGGACUGAUUGACUACAACUUCCACUGUUUCAAGAAGGCCAUCGAGGAGGUGUUUGAUGUUCGGUUGAAGGUGCAGAAAAGCCGGAAGCUUCUGAGCCAGAGGAGGUGGAGCAAACAGGCUGUGCCAAACGGGACACACCCACAACACCACUGAAGCACCAUCACUAUCACCAUUAUCACCAUUAUCAUCCUCCUCCUUCUCUUAAGUGUAGGGGUGUAACAAUACAAUAUAGCACAAAUCACCGACACCACCGGCCACCAUCAUUACCACCCACUGCACUGCACUGCACUGCACUGUCCACUGCACUGUCCACUGUGGGUGGUAAUAUUAGCCUUCUCUGACUGUAUGGAUUGAGAAAUGUUCAGCCAUACUCACCAGAUAACACCUCGUAACUUAUACAAGUGUUCCCAAGCCGUCCCCUGGGGUAACCCUUCGUGAUCAAUUUAUGUAACUUUGUCCCAUGACUUUUGGCAUGUUUAAUAAUAUAAUAUAAUUAAUUGUUAAUGCAUAACGCAGCAAAAACUAUUUGACCAAUUGAAUCAGAUGGAUGGGUGAUAUUGAUUGGCUAUCCAUAUUACAUUCUGAUUGGCUGUAGGUUCUUUAGCUAUACCCUAAUUUGGUAUUCUUUAAUUACAUUCUGAUUGGUUAGCCACACUUCAGUUAAACACUGAUUGGUUAAUUGUACACUCUUUUUGGUUGUCCAUGCUUCAGUUAUACUGUGAUUGGUUAUCUGUAUUUCAGGUACAUUGUGAUUUGCUACAAGUACUUUAGUUACACUCUGAUUGGCAAGCCAUAUUAGCCUGAUUGGCUAACUACAGUUUUUUUUGUAAUCUGAUUGGCUAUUCAUACUUUAAUUAUAUAUUGAUUGGCUAGCCAUAUUAGCCUGAUUGGCUAGCUAGCCAAUACUCUGUUUGUUAUACUCUAGUUAUAGUCUAAUUGGCUAUUCUUAAUUCAGUUACAUUCUGAUUGGCUAUCCCUACUUUAGUUAUACUCUGAUUGGCUAGCCGCACUUCAGUUACACCCUGAUUGGCUAGCCGCACUUCAAUUAUACUUUGAUUAGCUAUCAGUACUUCAGUUACACUCUAAUUGGCUAUCAGUAAUUUAUUUACAGUCUGAUUGGCUAGCUGCAUUUCAGCUACACUCUGAUUGGUUAUCAGUACUUCAGCUAUAUUGGCUUACUACUCUUCAGCUACACUCUGAUUGGCUAUCUGCACUUCAGUUCCACCCUGAUUGGCUAGCCGCACUUCAAUUAUACUCUGAUUGACUAUCAGUACUUUUGCUACACACUGAUUGGCUAUCAGUAAUUCAGUUUUACUCUAAUUGGCUAUCAGUAAUUUAUUUACAGUCUGAUUGGCUAGCUGCAUUUCACUAUUACUUCAGCUAAAUUGGCUUACUACUCUUCAGCUACACUCUGAUUGGCUAUCUGCACUUCAGUUGCACCCUGAUUGGCUAUCCAUACUUCUGUUACACUCUGAUUGGCUAGCCACACUUCAAUUAUACUCUGAUUGGCUAUCAGUACUUUAGCUACACACUGAUUGGGUAUCAGUAAUUCAGUUAUACUCUAAUUGGGUGCCCAUACUUCAGCUACACUCUGAUUGGCUAUCUGCACUUCAGUUCCACCCUGGUUGGCAAUCCAUACUUCUGGUACACUUUGAUUGGCUAUCAGUAUUUUAAUUACACUCUUAUUGGCUAUCAGUACUUCAGUUACACUCUGACUGGCUCUGAUUGGCUAUCAGUCGUUCAGUUACAGCUUGAUUGGCUAGCCGCACUUCAAUUAUACUCUGAUUGGCUAUCGGUACUUUAGCUACACACUGAUUGGCUAUCAGUAAUUCAGUUUUACUCUAAUUGGCUAUCCAUACUUCUCUUGCAUUCUGAUUGGCUAUCAGUACUUCAGUUACACUCUGACUGGCUAGCUGCAUUUCAAUUAUACUCUGAUUGGCUGUCCAUACUUCAGUUACACUCUGAUUGGCUACCAGUACUUCAGUCACAAUCUGAUUGGCUAUCAGUACUUAGUUACACUCUGAUUAGCUACCAGUACUUUAGUCACACUUUGAUUUGCUAGCCAUAUUUCAGAUACACUCUGAUUGGCUACACAUACUUAACCUACACUCUUAUUGGCUAUAAGCACUUAACUUACCCUCUGAUUGGCUUAUUGGCUGUCAGUACUUCAGUCACACUCUGAUUGGCUUACUACUCUUCAGCUACACUCUGAUUGGCUAUCAGUACUUCACUUACACUCUGAUUUGCUAGCCAUACUUACACUCUGAUUGGCCGCAAGUUCUUCAAUUACAUUAUUAUAGGCUAGCCAUACACCAAUUCGCACACUCCGAUUAGUUCUUUAGUUCUUUGUACCUCUGAUUCACUCUGAUUGGCUCUCAGUUGUUCAAUUGCUUUCUGAUUGGCUAGCCACACUCCAGUUACACUCAGAAUGAGAAGCUACAGACAGACAGACAUAAUUAGACAGACAGACAGUCCCGUUUAUAAGUAAUUGAACAACAGAUUUUUAAAACGUAUGUCUGUAUUUUAUAUAUUUGAGAAAACUGAAUCAUGAGCUCCCUGUAACAUUACACCCCUAAUCAUCAUCAACAUCAACACAAUCAUCAUCCUCAUCAUCAUCAUCAUCAUCAAUCAGGACCGAGAUGAUAUGAGCACACACCAGGCUGCUUACUGCUCUAAACAAUCCACUAUUUCCAUUAUUCUCCAUGAUUCUGUGAGAGAAACUGAAUGUAAAUGAGGAGUGAUGGAGGAGGAGUCUGUCUCUGUACAGGUUCUGAUGGUUUGUAAGAGCACAGGAGGGCACAGACCGUUUAUAGCUUGUAAUUUACUGCCUCAGAAAAGUCGUUUUUUGGAAAUUGAAUGUUUUUAGAGUUUCAUUUUCUGUGCUUUUUUAAAAAAAUGUAACAUUGAGGUCAAUUAAAUUUGUCACGUUUUGUUUUCA
This is a messenger RNA of Astyanax mexicanus (Mexican tetra), 4197 nucleotides long. RefSeq names its product ras-related GTP binding D (gene rragd). Bases 231 to 1412 code for a protein of 393 amino acids. The transcript is spliced from 7 exons. NCBI's taxonomy places the organism in Eukaryota, Metazoa, Chordata, Actinopteri, Characiformes, Acestrorhamphidae. Gene Ontology annotation, molecular function: GTPase activity; GTP binding. Gene Ontology annotation, biological process: positive regulation of TOR signaling; regulation of autophagy; cellular response to amino acid stimulus. Gene Ontology annotation, cellular component: Gtr1-Gtr2 GTPase complex; lysosome; nucleus. The record is from RefSeq and is a predicted model, not a curated record.